CUGUUCAGUAUCACAACUUGACUUGUCUAAAAUGUAAACAAGCUCUUUGCUGUUGCACAUACUAUGCACUGUGAAUUCUGAAACGUUUUUUUUACUGUGAUUUUUUUAUGGGUGCUUUGGUGUACAUAAAUGUAUGAAUUAUAUGAAAUCAUAUCAUUUGGUUAUUUGGUGUCCUUUUUUGGACAUCUAAAUUUACCUUGAAAAUAGCUGAAAAAUACAGUUUUGUGAAAAUCACACUUCAUUCUGAUGGUUUACUUUGCUGGAUAUAGGCAAUGAUGGCAAAAUAGACGUGUUAAAAAAGAUAAAUGGUCUAUGCUUAAUUUCAAGAUAAGUUUGCGAUUAAUCGCAAUUAAAAAACCGUGCAGCAGGUCUAUCAAUAUAUUUAUAUAUUCUGUUUCAAUUAUCUAUUCAUUAUCCAGGCAUAUAUGCUUUAUUUAUUGAAAUUAAACUGCAUGUUUCCAUUGAUUGUAAAGUUAGACACAGAAAACAGUAGAUCAAGCACAGACGGCUGCAUGUUUGCAGAGUGCUGGUGAUUCUUGGCUUGAUAUCACAUUUUCUGUGGUGUUUGAACUUUUGUUUAACCCUUGUGUUGUGUUGAAAAAUAAUCGCCCUACAAAAUAUAGCUUAUAAAUCACACGUCAUGCUAUAUUAUCUCCAAAAAUUAGGUUCAAUCUUUUUGUCAACUCGUUUUCUUUCAAUUAGGACUGAUUUCUUUUUCAAACGGAUUAAUCGUGUUCCCAGUCAAAAAUGCGACAGGACCUGUAUUUUGAAAUGCUUUUAUUUUGAAAAGAGGUGCAAAGUAACACUUGUGCUAUUCCCUGUCAAAUCUGACCAUUGUGACAUACAAGAAAGAACACAUUAAUGCUGUCAUAUAGAGAACAUUUCAUGGACAAUACCAAUAUUGUCAUAUUUCAGUAAGCUAUAUUUUCUAAUUAGGAAGAAAACAAAUCAAUGACCACCUGGCUAUGUCUGUCAAAUCUGGCCAAUGUGACAAACAAAAAAGAACACACUGACUCUGUCACACAAAGAAAAUUUCAUGGAGCAACAAUACCAAACUGUUCAUAUUCUUUACAUUUUCCUAAUUAAGAAAAAGCAACAAACACUGGAUCUUAGUGUGAACUUAUGCAAUGAUCAAUGAUCUGAUGAAGAACAUCAUGCACAGAGAGCUUCUUCGCUGUUGUGCUGCCACAAAAUGAAUGAUUUAUAUGUGUCUGUGCUAUAACAUCUACAGUAUAUUUGUAAAUUUUCGUCUGCUUCUUUGUGAGAACAUUAAAGUCCCAAAACACAAUGUCAUAAUAUUUUGUCUGGUAGCUGUGACAAAGAACAUGAAGAUUCUUUUGAAGCAGGGUCACUGCAGACUAAAGACAGUUCGCACAUACAUGUAUCUGUGUGUGUGUGUGUGUGUGUAUGUGUGUGUUUGAAUGUGGUAAUGUCAGAUGGAUGAAUAGAUAUUAGAUCAGGGUAGGAUAAAAUCUCUGUGAAGAAGAAUGUGUGUAAUACUCAAAUAGUUUGCGUCUAUUAACAUGUGUGUGUAACAGACGUAGGCCAGUAAGAGCUGUGCAUGUAAACCUCACUCCCCUGAACUCAAGAGGUGCUCUAGCGACUGAUGGUAGAGACUGCGGCCUUUAGUCUCCUUGUUAGAGCGCCCGCCUCCCAUGCUGGUGGACCCGGGUUUGAGUCCUGCUUAGAGCAGGCAGUUUGAACAGGAGGGGUUACAUAUGCACGUAUCCACGCAUGCACAGGUCAAAAGGAGCUAUGUUUGUAAGCACAUGUACAUAUGUGAAAAUGAUGAACAUUUUUUCUCUUAUUUUUAGUCCCAUUAAUUAUCAGUCCUUUUUUGACCAAGAACACCACAAGUGUAACUUUGUGCCAUUUUGUACAAAACAAAAGCAUUUCGACCCAAAUUCCCUGAUUAAAAAAUAAAGACAGACAAAAAAUUUUCCACAUUGUCUAUGUGGCGAGGGGGGCGUGGUUCAGCGGAGUCGGCAGCGGGAGAGAGAGUCAGGAGACGAACGGUGAGUGAGUGGGUUAAAUGCAAAUGACGAACACCUGUCUCUUGUUUCAGUAAUUGGUGUGGAGAGAGUAUAUAACACCAGGAGAAACGGGAGUGGGAGAGAGAGAGACGGACUACUGACUGCUGCCCCGCUGGAGAUGUCUUUGUGAGAGAAUUGUGAAUGAUUUAUGACCGCUUUGUGCCUGUCUGCACCCCUUUUGUUUUUGUAUUUGGAGAAUUAGUGCAAAUAAAAGCAGUCAGUAGUCAAGCCGACCCUGUCCUCUUCCUUCCUGAAUCCUGAACCUUGCUACACUGGUGCCGAAACCCGGGAAGGAAGACGGAAGCCGCCGCCAUGCAAUCGUCCUCCGGAUCGCCAUUUGCGGAGAUUAUUACCUCCCUCGCGGUCAUGCAACAAGAACAACACCAGGCCCUGCUAGACUUGAGACAGGAUCAAGAGAGGUGCUUCCAAGUCGUUGUUCAAGCCCAGCAGGAGGACCGCGAGAGGUUCCGGAGCUGGAUUGACCGGGAGGUUCGACCGGAAGCCCUGGAACCUCGAGCUGUGCCCGCCCACCUACCACUCAACAAAAUGGGAUCUGAGGACGACCCGGAGGUAUUCAUCGACCUUUUUCAGAAGACGGCCGAGCUGUCGGGCUGGCCGCGGGACCAGUGGCCGAUGCGCCUGGUCCCGUUGCUCUCCGGGGAGUCCCAGAUAGCGGCACAGCAGCUUCCGGUGCAGAAUCUCCUGGUCUUCGACGACCUGAAAAGGGCCAUCCUCCAGCGGGUCGGCCGGAGCCCUGAAGAACAUCGCCAGCGGUUCCGUUCCCUGGAACUGGGCGAGUCCGGCCGACCGUUCGUGUUGGCCCAACAGCUCCGGGACUCCUGCCGCAAAUGGCUGUUGGCUGAGGGAAGCGACGUGGAGAAGAUUGUCGAUCGAGUGGUACUGGAGCAGUUCAUUACUCGGCUCCCACGGAGGACAGCCGAGUGGGUCCAGUGCCACCGCCCCAAGUCACUGGACUCAGCCAUCCACCUCGCGGAGGACCAUAUGGUGGCGUGCCCAGGGGUCGGCGAACCCCUCCCAUCUGUCUCUCUCUCUCCUUCUUCCCCUUCUGUUCCUCUCUCUCGUCCUGUCCCUCUCCCCAGGUCCCGCCCACCUGUCCAUCCUCGAGUCCCGCCCCGGGGGUGGGGCGGGUUUGACCAGAGCCAGUUUGGGGGUCCCAGAACCCCGCCCAGGAGGGCGGGACUGACUUCCGCUGGACAGGACCCCGCUCCUGUUUCUCCGCUUUCUCCACGCCAAUCAUUUACCCCACUCCCUGCCACUGGGGCGGCGGGGAGGUCUGGGCCAGCCUGUUGGCGUUGCGGGGACCCGGAGCAUUUCGUGGACAGGUGCCCAGUGAUGGAGGUUGGGACAAUGGUCCGGGUCCCGGACGCCCCGCAGGCUGCCCCCGGUCAAGCUGGCUGGUAUCAAAUACCUACAGACGCGUCGGACAGGGGGCUGGGUGCCGUCCUGUCCCAGGAGAUAGAGGGGGAGGAACGGCCGGUGCUGUACAUUAGUCGGAAGCUCUCGAAGAGAGAGACUAAGUACAGCACCAUAGAAAAGGAGUGUCUUGCCAUCAGGUGGGCCGUCCUCACCCUCCGCAAUUAUCUCCUGGGACGGGAAUUCACCCUCUGUUCGGACCAUGCCCCCCUGCAGUGGCUCCACCGCAUGAAGGAUACCAACGCGCGGAUCACUCGUUGGUAUCUAGCUUUACAGCCUUUUAAGUUCAAAGUGGUCCACAGGCCGGGUGCUCAGAUGGCUGUGGCCGACUUCCUCUCCAGAAAUGGGGGGGGGGGGGCUGCAGGCCGGAUGGCUCCCCGGCCUGAGUCGGGCGGUGGGGGUAUGUGGCGAGGGGGGCGUGGUUCAGCGGAGUCGGCAGCAGGAGAGAGAGUCAGGAGACGAACGGUGAGUGAGUGGGUUAAAUGCAAAUGACGAACACCUGUCUCUUGUUUCAGUAAUUGGUGUGGAGAGAGUAUAUAACACCAGGAGAAACAGGAGUGGGAGAGAGAGAGACGGACUACUGACUGCUGCCCCGCUGGAGAUGUCUUUGUGAGAGAAUUGUGAAUGAUUUAUGACCGCUUUGUGCCUGUCUGCACCCCUUUUGUUUUUGUAUUUGGAGAAUUAGUGCAAAUAAAAGCAGUCAGUAGUCAAGCCGACCCUGUCCUCUUCCUUCCUGAAUCCUGAACCUUGCUACAGUCUAGUGUUAGAUGACCGGUACUUUUAGCUAACUUAGAUUUAGACGUUCAUACUGCUGGUGAACACGCACCCUGCAUCAGCUAACGUGUGAGGUUGCUCCUGCACAUACGUCAUCAUGUGACAGGAAGCUCACAUUGCAGACUGCUGAGAAUAUAUUAGAAUGGACGUCCCUUAUAUUGGGCCUAAUUGAUUUGUCCCGUACAUGACCUCCCUUAUUGACGGCUACGCUGAUCUAACCACUGGUGACACAACAGCAGCAGUGCUGAUCAUGACACUU
This is a messenger RNA of Ctenopharyngodon idella (grass carp), 4500 nucleotides long. RefSeq lists its product as uncharacterized. Gene Ontology annotation, molecular function: nucleic acid binding; zinc ion binding. The record is from RefSeq and is a predicted model, not a curated record. The transcript has 2 exons. NCBI's taxonomy places the organism in Eukaryota, Metazoa, Chordata, Actinopteri, Cypriniformes, Xenocyprididae. The coding region runs from base 2346 to 3959 and encodes 537 amino acids.